AGCCUACUUGUUAUAUAGCGCAGGAUUUCCAUAUGAGUGCCUGCAAGAGUUUGGCUCCAGAAGGCAGGACUCCUAUUAAUAGAUUUCCAGCAGCCUUGCGGGGCAGGUCUAGUUUCGGAAUCUAGCUGACUUGACUGCGCACAGCCAUUUCACCCCUGCUGGAUGGGGGAUGCUGGUUCUCUUCUUGGGCUUUACUUUCAGGAGCUGAGGACUUUCCUUGGGUGAUCAUUUCCCAGAUCUCUAUGGGCACACCGUGCCUGAGGCAUGGCUGAAGAUACAGCGAGGUCCAGUGGCAACAAUGGGAAGAAAGGAGGCCUCUCCGGUAGCUCAUUCUUUACCUGGUUCAUGGUGAUCGCACUCUUGGGAGUAUGGACAUCGGUAGCUGUGGUGUGGUUCGAGCUGGUGGACUAUGAAGAUGUGCUAGCCAAGGCAAAGGAUUUCCGUUAUAACUUAUCAGAGGUUCUCCAAGGAAAACUUGACGCUUACGAUACUGACGGGGAUGGAGAUUUUGACAUUGAAGACGCCAAGGUUUUACUGGGACUGAAAGAUCGAGAGGUGGCAAGACAGGAAUCGAAAGAAUCUGAGACGGAUUCACAAGGAACCUUGGAAAAUCUAAGUGAUCAAGACCUCGAAGAUGUUGUGGAUGGUGACCUAGAGUUAGAUUUGCAAGAUGAAGAUAUCCUUGACUUGGAGGAUGCUUUGGAUGAUCAUGAACCACGUCAGCCUGACGAUUAUGAUGAGAAUGAAUUUAACUUGGAAGAUGCCUUGGAGCCCAGUGUUCACAAAUCGCUGAAUGCAGAGCCUGAAGCAAAUGAUGAGCCAGAAGAAGAGCUGGUGACUGAAGAACAAGCAGAUGAUAAAGAAGAGGAGACUGAAGCUGAAGAGCAAGUUUUUGUAGAAGAGAAGGUAGAUGUUGUAGACAAAGAACCCCCAGCUCCUGAAGAUGAUGAUGAUGAUGACUAUGAUGAUGAUGUAGAAGCUGUAGACAAAGAACCCACAGCAGAUGAAGAUGAUGAUGUAGAAGACUUGCCGCUAACCCAAGCAGGUGAUGCAGAAGCGCAGGAACCUGAGGAGGAGGAACAGCAAGAAGUUGAGGAAGAGCCUGUAGUAGAGGAGCCUGAAGAAGAAGCGGAGACACCCGAUAUAGAAUCGGAAGAGGAGCCAGUUGUGGAAGAAGUAGCAGCUGAACCGCUUACUGCGGGGAAAGUAGAAGAGCCUAUAGAUGAAGAGAACGAAGAGCUAGAGGUAGCUGCUGAAUCUGAACCAGAACCGUACAAUGAAAAUGAGGAUAGUCAGGAUGAAGCGGAAGUACCAGAUUAUCAGCAGCAUGAACAUCGGGAAGAGACGGUGUUGACGGAAGAGGUUGAAGCAGAAGAAGAGCCAGUUCUAGAGGAAGAGGUAGUAGAAGAUCCAGUAAUAGAGGCAGAAGUAAUAGAAGAGCAAGCGGAGGAUGACGCUGUGCCUUCUGAAGAAAAUGAACCCAUACAGACAGAAGAGGAUGAGUCGGUGGAGUCUCAAGCUGACAUUUCAGAAAGGGAAUUUACGUCUGAAGAAAUAGAGGAGGUUCUUGCAAAAACACUAGAAGAUGGAUUACAUGAAGAACUACAAGAAACAGAAGAAGAAAACGCAGUGACAUCUGAAGAGCCCCACGAAGAUCAUGCAGGGGAUGAAUCAUCCUCUCAAAAAAAGGAGAAAGCCAAGAAAAAGAAACCCAAGCUCUUAAACAAGUUGGAUAAGACAAUAAAAGCUGAACUUGAUGCUGCUGAGAAACUACGGAAAAAGGGAAAACUGGAGGAGGCUUUAAAGGCUUUUGAAACCCUGGUAGAGAACUAUCCACAGAGUCCUAGAGCCAGAUAUGGGAAAGCUCAGUGUGAAGAUGAUAUGGCUGAGAAGCGGAGGAGCAAUGAUGUUCUCCUGCGUGCUAUUGGAACCUAUGAAGAAGUAUCUACAUUGCCCAACGUGCCUGCGGAUCUCAUGAAGCUGGCACUGAAAAGACAGGCAAACCGACAGCAGUUCCUUGGCCGAAUGAGAGGAUCUGUGCUCACCCUUCACAAGCUAGUCCAGCUAUACCCUGAUGAUAUCUCAAUGAAGAAUGACCUUGGUGUUGGCUACCUCCUCCUUGGAGAUAACACGAAAGCCAAAGAAGUGUAUGAAGAGGUUUUAUCACAGGAUCCCAGUAAUGGAUUUGCCAAAGUACAUUAUGGAUUUAUCCUCAAAGCAGAUAACAAGAUUGCUGAAAGUAUUCCUUACUUAAGAGAUGGGCUAUUGUCAGAAGAGCCUGGUACUGAUGAUGGUCGAUUUUACUUCCACCUGGGGGAUGCCCUGCAGAGAGUUGGAGACAAAGAGGCAUACACGUGGUAUGAGGCUGGCCACAAGAAAGGACACUUUGCUUCUGUCUGGCAGCGAUCAUUGUACAAUGUAAAUGGACUGAAAGCUCAACCGUGGUGGACUGCAAAGGAAACUGGUUACACUGAUCUAGUGAGGGCUUUGGAAGCCAACUGGAAGAUAAUUCGUGACGAGGGGCUUGCUGUGAUGGAUAAAACGAAAGGUCUAUUUGUUCCUGAAGAUGAAAAUCUGAGGGAAAAGGGAGACUGGAGUCAAUAUACACUGUGGCAGCAAGGUCGGAAAAAUGAAAAAUCCUGUAAUUCUGCACCUAAAACAUGUGCUUUACUAGAAAGAUUUCCUGAAUCUACUGGAUGCCGCAGGGGUCAGAUCAAAUACUCUGUCAUGCACCCUGGAACUCAUGUGUGGCCCCACACAGGGCCAACAAACUGCAGACUGCGGAUGCACGUAGGAUUGGUUAUACCAAAGACUGGUUGUAAAAUAAGAUGUGCCAAUGACACUAGGAGCUGGGCGGAAGGCAAAGUGCUGAUUUUUGAUGACUCUUUUGAACAUGAAGUGUGGCAAGAAGCUGACGCCUAUCGGUUAAUAUUUAUUGUGGACGUUUGGCACCCGGAGCUUUCACAGCAUCAAAGGAAGACUCUGCCUGCCAUUUAAAUGUGAUGUGAAUGGGUUUACAGAGCCUAAUCAGAUGAAGGAAAAUUCUAAAGCACUAAAUACACCCUAAUAUCACUGUUACGCAUAUACCGUAUGGGUGUACCUGAUAUUUCUUGUAUAUACAAUAUUAUUUUGUGCCAUAUUUCUAUUGGUGAUGGUUUAUAGUAUAGUUUCCAUGAAUGAUUUUACUUUGAGAUUAUGUUCUCUUAUGCUACUAUUCUGAAAAAAAGGUAAACCACUAUUAAUUGUCCUACAAUACUUUUUUUUUUUUUUUUUUUAAACCUGCCUCAAUGUACUGAACUAUCAUCACUGAAUUUUCUUUCAACAAUCACCAUGUACUGAUCAAACAUUUUUGCAUACAUAACAAAUUGUAUUAUAUGGGGUAAAUAUGAAGAAGGUUCUGGUUGUAUAGCUGCUACUUUGUUUACUAGAAUAAACCUGAAACUGAACCCUAUAUUUUCACUAGAUGGACGCUGAAAGUCAUUCUUUCGGUGUUGGGUGGGUGGUGUUAGUUUGAAGUGCCUGCUGGUUAUGUUUGUAUGGAAACCUAUCUGGAAGAUCUCCUUGCUGGACUUGUCCUCCACCCUUUGCCAUGGCCUUCUUUUCUAGCUCGUUGGGGCUUCAGGCCCAAUGUGGUAUCCAAGCUUUGGUUUCUGCAUUUUGCAAAGGCAGGAGUAAUAUUGGAAUCUUUAGUUGUGAUAUUGUGACUCAAGUGUGAAAAAAAUACACGUCUCUUUUACACAAUA
Molecule: messenger RNA, 3743 nt
Organism: Rana temporaria (common frog)
Lineage: Eukaryota; Metazoa; Chordata; Amphibia; Anura; Ranidae
Gene: ASPH
Product: aspartate beta-hydroxylase
Exons: 25
Coding region: 265-2997 (910 amino acids)
Biological process (GO): peptidyl-aspartic acid hydroxylation
Cellular component (GO): endoplasmic reticulum; membrane
Molecular function (GO): peptidyl-aspartic acid 3-dioxygenase activity; protein binding
Source: RefSeq, a predicted model, not a curated record